Molecule: messenger RNA, 4100 nt
Organism: Trichobilharzia szidati
Lineage: Eukaryota; Metazoa; Platyhelminthes; Trematoda; Strigeidida; Schistosomatidae
Source: the annotation of a GenBank genome assembly
CCUGGGCAAUGACCUACAACUUCCAGGGGUAUUUUGAAGCCGAUGGAGUUAACCUUGUAGUAUACGCCUGAAGAAAGACUUAUGAUCGACAUUAGAAAAAUAUCCAUAAAAAUCACAGGACCUUCAUGUACAGUCGUUUCUGAAAAGACAUUAAUAACAAUUGGUCGCAAAAGUCAUGUUCCUGUCGACGUAUGUCUUAACGAUUCUGAAUGCGUAUCUCGCAAACAUUUGGAAAUACACAGAAAAAACAAAGACAUCUAUCUCAGGUGUCUCAGCAAAAACGGAAUUUUUAUCGAUGGAUUGUUUCACAUGAAUAGACCAGAUUUUGUUUUGCUAUCCGAUGGAUGUAAACUAAGGUUCCCGAGUACUAAUAUAGUGCUUGUUGUAGAGGUGGUGGAACUAGAAUCUUUCUGCCACCCUAAGAAAAGAGCUUUCUGGCGGUCUCCACAUGACAUCACUAGACUUGGGGACACUGCACUGGCUUUCAAUGAACAAAGUGUUCGAAGAGUUACAGAAGCGCUUAAUUCAUCCUGUCUAGAAUCCAAAGGAUUUGAGCGGAAACCUUUCAGUGAAGUAAUUGAUGUUCAACCUACCGCUGCUGCUCUCCCUCCUGCUGCUUCUGGAGAAACAAACGACACUACUACUACUACUACUACUACUACGUGUAAUAAGGCAAAAAUUAGUGAACAAAACACCGUUCCAACUCUAUAUAAUUAUUCUCCAUCUACACUGGAACACUACCGGAACGCCUUCAUCCCAAUUAGUGUCCAAGCGCCAAUUAAACCUUUGUUUGUACAAACAGAUGAUAAUCUUAGUAUUCCAGUUAUAAAAGCAGCUACAACUGUCUUACAGAAUUUCAUUCGAAAUGAUAAUCAAUCCACGCUACCCUUUAAUAUGGACGUCGAUAGCAUAUUACAAAAUGAAGAAAAUUCUGAUCUAGCGACAAAAAUGAAUAAUAUCGCUAGAUUGUUUGCCUUCAAUUCACUUGCCCAAUUAUCGGAGUUCGGUGCACACAAACAAAGUAGUACUCCAUCAUUUCCGAGCUUGGUGAAUUUCCCUUUCAGUCAACUUUGUGAUCCAAAUCCCAUGGAAUCUAAUUACUGCACAUAUGAUCACAAUAUUUCAGACCUAAUGAAAAAUCCUCUCACACAACUGAGGUCGUCUGAAGCUGACAUGUCCAUGAAGUUGAACAAUUUCGAUAAAAGUGCAAUAGGAACAGAAGAUUUCGACGAUACAACUACCACGGAUUCAGGUAUUGCUGCAGUCCAUCAUGAUAGUCUUUCGUUUGGUGAAAUACACAAUGAUAAUAAUAAUAAUAAUCACAAUGACAAUAACAAUAAUAAUAUUAGUGAUGCUGGUGGUAAUCACGAGACUGAAUCCAAUGUAAACAAGUUGGCUGCAAAUUUAGCGUCAACAGCAACUAUUGAUCGGGGUUCAGCAUUUCGUAAACCUCCGUAUUCCUAUGCUCAACUGAUUAUACAAGCUAUUGCAUCAUCACCAAAUCAGCGGUUAACUUUAGCUGAUAUCUAUGCUCAUAUUUCACGAACAUUUCCUUAUUAUAAACCUCAUGAAAAAGGUUGGCAGAAUUCAAUACGUCAUAAUUUAUCACUGAAUCGCUACUUUAUCCGUGUACCACGUUCACAUUCUGAACCGGGUAAAGGUGCAUUUUGGCAAUUAGAUCCCUAUUGUGAAGCAUGUUUAAUUAGUCAAGCAUUUCGUAAACGUCGUCAAACCUCAUCGAAAUCAUCAUCGUCAUCAGCUGACUUGAAUUUAACUAAUCAUAAUAAUAACAAUCAUAAUAAUAUUAAUAACAAUAGCAACAGUAUCAGUAACACAAACCAAUACGAUGAUGAUGGUGUUGAUGAUGAAGAAGAAGAAGGCGGAGAAGAGGAGGGGGAUGGUGAGGAGAUGGUAGAACCAGGAGAAGAAGAAGAAAGAGAAGAAAUAAACAAUUAUAGUCAUAACAAUUGUCAUGACAACGGUGACGGUGUAAACAACAAUGAUAACAAUUAUAAUAAUAAUAAUAAUAAUAAUAAUAACAACAGCAACAGUUUUGAUAAUGAUAGUUACACGUUUCUAUCUAGUAAAGAAUCUCAAAAUGAUAAUAAUGAUAAGCAUAAGAAUAAUCUAUUUUGUAAUACAUUUAUGAAAAAUCCUUUCAUCACUAUACCUUCAUCAUCGUUAUCAUCACUAUCAUCACCAUGUGCCUUUGUACAAAGUAAUUACAAUCGCUUACAACCGCCACCACAACAACAGACUCAAUCACAAUCGGAAGAACAAUCUUCAUUGAAUACUGCUUUAUGUGUAUCGUCUUCAGCCAUAACUCCUUCAUCUUUGUCAUUAUCAUCAUCAUCAUCAUCAUCUCCGGUAUUAUUAGGUAUUGAUCAACAUCUUCAACAACAAUGUAUGCCUCCAUCAAUUAUUAGAACGCUACAACAGCGAACAACAACAACAGAAUUCACAGGAAGCAUUAUUAUCCAGUUCAAUAAUUCCAAUGAAAAAUGAAGAUUUAUCAUCUACGCAUAAUGAUGGACUAUCAUCAUCAUCAUCACAGCAACAAUCUCGUUCCACUAUACUAUCACGUGAUAGAGAUACAGCUGCACUAUUGACAAAUAAUAAUUCCAGUGUAGUAAGCCUACGCUUAUUAAAACAAUCAUUGAAUGGUGGGGGUGCUAGUGGUGGUGGUGGUGGUGGUUGUAACACAUUGAAUUCUUCUUCGCAUAAUAAAAUUUCACGUAGCCUGAUGAAACUACCUGAGAUCCCUUCAGAAUUUAACAAUCAUAGUAAUAAUAAUGAUAACAAUACACCAACAUUACUGUCUAUGCCUAAUUUUAAUAACUGGGAUUUUAACAAUUCUGAUUGGUUGAAAUUGUCUAGUGUUGCAAGUCCAUUGUUAUCGGCGUCGUCGUCGUCUUCACCACCACCACCACCACAACCACAACCACCAACGGCAGCAGCAGCAUCAACAACAGCUACAGCUACAGCUACAACUAAGACACCACUUCAAGGAUUAUGGCAGUUAUCAGAAGAAGUAGAAUUUCACAGAAAGAGUUUAUCCUAUGUAGCACAAAUGAUCAAAGCAAACAAUCAGAAUUUAAAUACUACUACUACUACAAUGUCAAUGAUGAAUAAAACUAAAGGCGAUUUAGAGGAUGAAAGUGACCACCAUCAUCCCUUGCCUACUAUAUCAUCUGAUGAUAGUCCAACUGAUUUAAGCGCCACUGUCGCUGUCACCGACACCAUCACCACCAACAGCAUCGCUGCUACAACAGUAAACAACAACAGCAGCAGGAACACAAUUGACUCUACACAACAAACUCGUAAACAUCGAUAUUCAUCUGAUGAGCUGCUAUUGACAAGAACAACAUCACCAUCACCGAGAACAUCAUCAAUAUUAAGUGCAUCAUUAUCAUCACCACCAUUUUGGGCAUCGAAAUGUUCACGAUUAUUUGACGAUAAACAACCACCACCACCACAACAACAACAACAACAGCUGCAACACCACCAACCACAACAGCACUAUGAUGAAACCAUAAAGAAUCCUUUUUAUACAACAACAAAUUCAGCUUUUUAAUAAAACAAAGAAUGCAAUCCUAGAGUUUAUUGAUAUUAUUAUUACUACUACUAUUAUUCUUAACAUUAUGAUUAUUAUUACCACCACCACCACUAUUGUUCUUCUUCCCCCACCCCCCAAUCCCCACCUUUUGUUCCAAUGAACGCACACACACAUAUAUAUGUUCAGAGAGAGAGAGAGAUCAACUACAAACAAGCCUUACAGAUCUAAAUCAUCACUGAUACAAUAUUCAUUGGUUUCUUUUAAGAAGAGAAAGGGACAAUAUGUUGACGAUGAUGAUGAUGAUGGUGGGAGAUCACAGAUCACAUCAUGUUUUGCUCAAAUAACUAAGUAACUAACUAUAAACGCUUCCUUUGACAUACAUACACCCCCCCACACACACACACACCUUGAUACAUACAUACAUACAUGCGUAUGUGCGUGUAUAUAUGUAUGUAUAUGCUGGAGUGAGGCAAGCACCGCUAUGAAACACUAGAGUUACAUAUUACUAUUAUUAUUAUUGUUAUUAUUUCUAUUAUUAUAAUAC